AUGGCUAUGGAAACAAAUCACCACACGGCGGCGCCACCUCCUUUGAGCGGUGCUGCGUGGUACGGUGUGGUGCGGCGUAGUGCGGGGCGUUGUGGACCGGCGCGUUGCGGCUUGGUGCGGGGCGGCGUGAUGCGGGACGGCGUGGUGCAGGGCGGCUUGGUACGGGGUGGUGCGCGCGGUGCGGGGGGUUGCGCAGUGCGGCGAGGGCCGUUCGACGCCGCUUGCGGCUUUAAUUAUAAUACAAUUCCCUACUAUGAACUGAACCACGUGUGGCACGGAGGCCACGGACACACCACACUUCUGUCGGAAAGGACUAAAGGAAUCAUUAACAUGUCCAAAAGAAGCUACGUCAAUUUGAAGAUACAGAUCCAGAACAACUGUACUCCUGAGCCAGCCCCAAAGCGGCUGAAGACCACGUCCCCAGAUGAAGGCUGCUUCUCUGCCUCCCGAGAGGACUGUGUGCGCAGGACCUCCGUGCCCUUUGACGAGGAUGUGGACAGCCUUUUGUGUCUGCAGGACAGAGGGGACGAUGGAUACUUCUCCCUGUCCUUUGAAGCACCACAGGAUGGUGUCCAAAGUCCAGAGGGGGUCCUCAAACUUGGACCUCCCCUGUUUGAGUCCUCACUGGUCGGUUGUGACUCUGGUGAUCAAAACUCUGUGAACCAGAGCCAGAACCAGAGUGAGUGGGAGUCCACUCUGCCUCUACAGGUGCAGGUCAAAUCUGUGGUGGUCCCUGUGAUCCCGGUGGUGCCUCUGGAGCGUCCUCCAGUAGAGAGAGCUGUUCGCCCACACAUACACAAUGAAGAGGAGAAAAAAAGAAACUAUAUCAAUGCUGUGUCAAGGCACAUGAGGGAGCGGCCCCCCAACCAAGGUGUGUUGGGGGAGCUCAUGAACCUCAUGUCUGCUGUGGCACACGAUGGAAGCACACAGCGGCCACAUCCCUCAGACCUGACCAGAAGAAAUUAUGUACAAAGGUUUAAACCCACCCGAGUGUCACUUCAAGAUUAUGAUAAAAGCUUGGACUUCACCUACAAGCGAUUUGCCGGAAUCCCAAAGCUCUUCAGACGCUGCUAA
Molecule: messenger RNA, 1074 nt
Organism: Knipowitschia caucasica
Lineage: Eukaryota; Metazoa; Chordata; Actinopteri; Gobiiformes; Gobiidae
Source: the annotation of a GenBank genome assembly